GAAGAGGAUAGCUAUAUAACAACGACGGAUCGUCACUCUUUCCCCGUCUUGAUUAACGUUCUUUUCCAUUGCACCUAUCUUCCGCUCCCUCGAAGUCACUGCAAUAAUGAAAUUCUCCGACGUCUCGAUCCUGGCUAUGCUGCCCUCAACUGGCUUGGCAGCCUGUGGUGCUGCUUACUCAAGUAGCAAGGUCGAUGGCACACUACUCCGCGCUAUUGUGCUCGACUUGGGCACAGACGCCGCCAAUGUCACUGCCGCCCAGUACGAUCAGUACUUUGAGCAAGGUAGCGCUCUCGAGGGCGUCAAAGCUCUGAUCGCCGGCGGCCAGUUUUACGUCAACCUGUGGGCCAUUCCAGGUACCGAGGCCACCUUUCAGAACACCAGCCAGUGUGUGAGCGACGGCUACCUGAUUAACCAAGUGCCCUGGUUGUACUACAAUACCACGACCGCGAGCUGGUGGGGUGGUUAUGAGGCUGAGACCGAGGCCAGUAGCUACGACGCAGCUGCCCUUUCUCUCGUCACAAACAUUGUUGCAGGUCUUGAAGUGCGCUUCUGGGAUACCAACGGCGAUGGCUACACUGACCUCAUCGAUGCCGACUACCUCGAGGGUGUUACUAUCGAUACCGUUACCCAAAACGCUAAUGGCACAUACUCGGUCUACCGCGGUAAUAUCGACGUCGCCAACAAGACUCCCUACGAAGGUACUAUCUUCGACGCCGCCAAUUUCGACGGCAGUGGAAUGCCUAUCCCAGCCGCCAACUUCGACACUGCUAUCGAGUCCGGCGACGUCGCUCUUUUCUGGUACGGCCCCAACGGCUGGGCCAUGAAACGCGCUCAAGAAAUUCUCGGAAUCUUUAUCGACGGUGCUGACCACACUGACUACGACGUCGGUGGUGUCGUCUACGAAGAUGCUAUGCGUUUCUCCCGCGACAACCUACCCAUUUCCAACCGACCCGGUGAAUUCACCGACGCCCAAAAAUUCUUCGGAUUGACCAACGACACGGCCGCGGGUCUCAACGUUAGCCUCUGGCUCGUGCCCGUCACCAAUGCCUCAGACUUUGGAGGUCCCGUUGGUAUGACGAGCGCCGGCAACUCAGGCGCCUUCCUUACCCGGGCCAUUGCCCAGGCCAAAGCCGAACUCGCCAACGUAACGGUCAGUGCCGAUGGCUCUGAUGUUUCCUCUACCAAGCAAUGGGUCACCCAGGCCGCCUACACCCAACUUGAUGAUGCCAUCACACGCGCCAGCUCAGCGCUUUCUUCUGCCAACAGCUCGGCCGUCCUGCUCGAUUACCAAACAUACCUUUUAUACUUGAACCUGUAUGGUGGCGCUGACGACAUUGGCGCCGUAUACGCCGGCUUCAACUACACUGGUUUUGAGACCGGGGAGCAGUUCGGGUCGGCUUAACUGCUUCAUGCCCGUAACAUCACCUCCGUUUCUCUCUGACUCUUGAUGGAAAGUGGCAAGAAUGGUUCUAUGAAAUGUAUAUAUCUGUAUAUAAUAUAAAAAUGCUUUUAGCA
Molecule: messenger RNA, 1518 nt
Organism: Botrytis cinerea B05.10
Lineage: Eukaryota; Fungi; Ascomycota; Leotiomycetes; Helotiales; Sclerotiniaceae
Exons: 1
Coding region: 107-1405 (432 amino acids)
Source: RefSeq, a predicted model, not a curated record